Messenger RNA from Myxozyma melibiosi, 2339 nucleotides. RefSeq lists its product as uncharacterized. The coding region runs from base 337 to 1905 and encodes 522 amino acids. The transcript is spliced from 2 exons. The record is from RefSeq and is a predicted model, not a curated record. NCBI's taxonomy places the organism in Eukaryota, Fungi, Ascomycota, Lipomycetes, Lipomycetales, Lipomycetaceae.
UUGUUGAUCAGUUAUUGAACUGCAGAACAUAAUCACGUGAAGAAAAGCAAACUCUCGAUGAGAUGAGCUUGAUCUGAUCCGCAGAUCCUACAAAUCACCAUCACCAUCAGCAGCAAGAGCAGAGAUUGGCAGCAGAUAUAUACAAAGCAGCAAAGAGCAAAGGACAGAAGAACCGGUAGCGGAUCAACGUCGCGUGCGCGUAAACUCAACUGCGAGCAGAUCGACAAUCAAUAAUAAUUCAAACAAUUCGCGUUCUCAGAUUCCUUUUGUUUUCUCUUUCUACAAAUUUUUGAUUUUCUUUCGCUGCUUAUUCUUCUUUUAUUUUGUGUAGCAAACAUGGCAGCGACUCUGCAACCGCCGGCAAGUCUGUUUACAAUCAACCAAACGCGUUCGUCAACUCCCGACUCUUCUCCGCCUUUGCUACGACCGUACCUUCGACAACGACCUACGCGGCAUCAACUAUCGACGUCGUCUGAUGCGGAUUUUGUGUCGAUGCUGUCUGAUCGGCAGUGGCGGCGAUCUGUGUCUGCGCCUGGUGUGGGGAAUGGUAACUUUUCAGCCGGAGGUGGUGCUUCUGCGAUCUCGCCGGCGCUAAAGGUGGAGUCGAAGGGAGAAGGCGCGGAGUCUAGUGACAGUCCAAGUCCGAAGACUUUUGCUAGUACAGGUAGUAAAUUGGCUGGGAAAAGCACGAGUGACCAGAGAUUCGAAACCUCCCCGGCAGUUGUCAGCGGUUUAGAACCGUCACCAUCCCUAACCGAAGCGCGAUCGAUGCAACCACUCGCGCCUCGAUCGAUCGAGCGGAGACAGACUGAAGUCAAACGCCGCGACAGCAAGGUUAUCGACAACAGACGGAAAAGCACUCACGAGACUGAAGAAGAUAGUGCGUGGAACUGGGUGCCGCUACUGCUGGCGCUUAGUCCUGCGUUUGUGGGGAUAUGCUUCACUAAUGGAUCGCGUGCGGUGACGAAUGUGUUUUUGCUGCUGCUGAUGUCGUUGUACCUACAUUUCCUGAUCAAAGUACCUCAUGACUGGUAUAAGGAUACGCGAGCGCAAGCCGUCAACGCCGAAUUGCAGCUCCUGCGCGCAAAUGCUCGGCAACUAAGAGAAGGAGCUGAAGAAAAGGAGGAGAUCAGACGGCGGAUAAAAGCGACUGCUAGGAUCCAACGCUGGGAGUUGGUUGCUCUCGGAGCCCUGUUUGCUAGUCCGGUCGUCGGAGGCGUGUUUCUGCAUUUCGUGCGGUGGUCGCUGGACGGUGGGAACACAGCGGCGGGAAGCUUGAUUUCGAAUUUCAACAUUACAUUGUUUGUCUUGUCAGCAUGCGUACGAGCGGGAAACUGUCUGGCCGAGUACUGCAAGCGGCGGACGGAGGAUCUCGCGGUGUCGGUCGAGGGCGAGUCGGUCGUUGGCGGGCUGAAGCGGGAGAUGGCGGAGUUACAAGCCGAGCUGGCGGUUCUUCGCGAAGUUGUGUUUGCGGUGCGAGAGAUGAUGGAUGGCGGGAUCCGCAAGGAUGUGGAUGCGCUUGUGCGCGCGAUGCGGAAGUAUGAGCGGAACAGGGUCGAGCUUACGAAUGAUGUUGAUGAGCGCAUAGCGGCGCUGGAGGGGGAGUUGAGUAGGUUUGCAGAGGCGGCGGGGGAUGCUGGUUUGCGGCAGGGUAUGCCGGUGUCUCCGUCGCUGCGACGAUCUCAGAAUCAGAAUCAGAAUCAGAAUCAGAAUCAGAAACCUCGGCGAACAAACUCAGGAGGGGGGAAGGCGGAGGGAGAACAGGGGGGAUUGAGGAGGUGGGCGUGGGGGGUGUUGAAGUGGUGUAAGUGGUGUAUAUGGGAUCUACCGUGGAAAGUUGCGAAGGCGGGCGCAAAGAUGCCGGUGCGGGUUAUUGGUGGAGUUGUGGGUGUAUUUCUCGGUUGAUGGGCUAGUUUAUGACUGUGAAUGUAUUUGUUGAUGAGAUAUGGAUGGAGUGUGGAGGAAGGAGAUGAGUAGAAAUUACAGUUUUUCACGAGAUGAUGUGACGGGUAUAGCCGCAAGCCACCGAAAGCCACUGACGACGAGUCAAGGAAGAUGCGUCUGUGAUGGAGAUCAGCGGGCGGGGCGGUGCAGCAUUUGAUGGAGAUUCUGUGGAGAGUAUUGAUGUGUAGGUGGGGAAGGUAGUAGUGGUAAUGAAGUUGUGUAGUGAGAUGAUUAAUCGAGAUAUUACUGAAAGGUAGUUGAAGCACGGAGUUGCUUAAAUUGCAACGCAGUUAAUGACUGACAUUGGAGAUGUAUUACUGCGUCUUUAUUUCUAUAUUGAUUGUAUAUCUAAAUAAUAAGUAGGUUGUAAUAAGCAGUAUAUAACGAACAAUGAG